Syngnathoides biaculeatus (alligator pipefish) is the source of this 2770-nucleotide messenger RNA. RefSeq names its product SET and MYND domain containing 4 (gene smyd4). The transcript is spliced from 11 exons. NCBI's taxonomy places the organism in Eukaryota, Metazoa, Chordata, Actinopteri, Syngnathiformes, Syngnathidae. Gene Ontology annotation, molecular function: protein binding. The record is from RefSeq and is a predicted model, not a curated record. The coding region runs from base 79 to 2112 and encodes 677 amino acids.
UCCGUUUUACUCGAAAGUGUCACGUGACUCCGCCGCUCCUUGAUUUUGCCGGCCGAAAAUAAGAUUUUAGUUUGUGAAAUGGAUCUUCCGUGCGUCCCGUGGCAAGAGCACGUUGCUCGGAAAUGGGCCGGACUCGAACCCGAGCUCAGGGAGCGUUUUCAGUCCCUUCUUGAACUAAAAGAUGUCUUCGAAAGCGGGCUGGGUCUGAUAACGCAGGAUGAUGUGAAGUAUUUGCAGCGUAUCUCUGCAGGAGUACAUCAUCAUCACACAAGAAAGGAUGCAGAGGCGGCGGCCGCAUGCAGGGAACGAGGAAACGCCAGCUUCAAAAGCAGGAAGUACACUGAGGCGGCCCUGCACUACUCACAGGGCGUUUGUUUGGCCCCCCAAAGUUCUGUGGAACUGUCGUUGUGCUACGCCAACCGCUCUGCGGCUCUCUACCACCUGCAUCGCUACCAGGAGGCUCUUGAUGACGCAGCAGAAGCAGAGAGGAACAACUACCCGUCCGCUCUCGCCCACAAGCUGGAGAAGCGUCGCACGCAAUGCCUGGCGCGGCUCUCUUCCUCGGAGCUCCGUGCAGGCCAAGAGGAAGGCGCCCGGUCGGGAAUGUCUCCUAAAGUGACCGUUCGCUUCAGCCUUGAGAAAGGUCGCCACGUGGUAGCGUCGGAAACGAUCCAGGCCGGCGAGGUGAUCCUAAGCGAGAGGCCGUACGGCUUGGUCUUGGUUCCGAGCAGCAGCGGAAGCGCGUUUGGGUCGGAGCACCGGCGCUGCCACGCGUGUUUGAAGCUGAUGUGGCGACCAGUCCCGUGCGACGGGUGCUCAUACGCCCGCUACUGCACCGCCAAUUGCAAGGACCACGCCUGGGAGGAGCACCACCGUUGGGAAUGCCCGCUCAGUGCCCACUUGACAGUUUUGGGCGUCAUGUCACAUUUGGCUCUGAGAGUGGCACUGAAAGCUGGCCCGAAGAGCAUCCGCCACGCCUCCGGAGCCGGCGCCGAGAUCCCGCCGGACCCUUCGGGCCCCGUGUAUGAGAGAGUCUCCUGCCUGCUGCACCACUCGGACCGGCAGAGCGCCAGCAUGCGCUUUCUGUCCGCAAUCACCAUGGCGACGCUGUGUCUGGAGCUCAGCGAGGCGGGACGACAGGUCGACGCCGUGCGGGACCGCGCCGUCGAAGAUCAAGGGUGGCGGCUGCUGGGUGGCGCGGCGCUGAGGCAUCUGCUGCAGCUGCGGUGCAACGCGCAGGCUGUCGUCAUGCUGGAGGAGCAAGGUUCGUCGGAUGCCGUCGUGCUGUCCAGCCAGGAAAGAAGGGUCGCGACGGCCAUCUUUCCGACGUUGAGUCUGUUCAACCACUCGUGCCGACCCAACACCAGCCUGACAUUCGGCGACGGCGGCGUCGUCACAGUGCGUGCGUCCCGCGACGUGAACGCCGGGCAAGAGGUCCUGCACUGCUACGGUCCUCACGUUGGCAGGAUGGCCGCCGGGGAGCGCCGGGGCCUCCUGCAGGAACAGUACUUUUUCCUGUGUCGAUGCGAGGCCUGUGAGGAAGAGGGGGCGCCGGGAAUUAGCAGAGAUGGAGGAUCUGGACUUCUGUGCGCCGAUUGCCACGCUUCACUUGCAUCCUCCAGCGUAGGCGACCUGGAGUGCCGAUCGUGCGGUUUUGCGGCGUCCCGUGCCGAUCUCGCCGAGAGGCUGCGGGACGUCCGGCGAGAUUUGGACCAGGCCGUGGAGCUCCUGGAGAAAGGAGAACCCGGCGAGGCCCUCGCCCUGCUGGAGAGAAGCGGGCGUUGCGCGGGUGCGACGCUGCCACACACCCACGAGCUUCAGGGCCGCAUGGAUGACACUUUGGCCAGAGCGCACGCCACCAACGGCAAUUGGUCCCGUGCGGCUUUGCACUUGGAGCGCAGCAACGUUGGCGUGAUCGCCCGCUUCGGAUCAGACAGCGUGGAGAUGGCUCGACAGCUGGCAAAGUUGGCCCAGCUGCACUUCAACGCCGGUUCGAGAGCAUCGGCCCUGUCAGUCAUCCCGGAGGCUCGACGCCUUCUGAGCCUGCACUGUGGCGCCCUCUGUCCUGAAGUCCAGGAGCUGCAGGCCAUGGAGGAUUGUUUACGUAAUUGAAUCUCCUGAUGGAUGUCGAGCGUGAAUGCAACGACAGGACUCGUCCAUCAUUGCGAUGAAAACCCGAGGAAACGCCACACGCAGGCAGGCGGAUGCUACACGUGCUAACGCCGCGUGCACUUCAUCAUUGGACUUUGACAAGGCUUCUGUUUGAGGGCGGCUACUUGUGGCCAGGGAGCAGAGGUGAAGCAGCAUGUGCCUCAAGGUGCCUGAGGUUAUUCUAGAACACAGGUGUCAAAUUCGAGGCCCCGGCGCCAGAUCUGGCCCGCCGUGCGAGUUUGUGGCCCACCAAGCCAAAUCUAGAGUGUCAAUUUCCAUGAAAAUUUCUAAUUGUCAUAUAUCAUAAAUGAGAGAGAUAUUACUAGCAUUUUUGUGUUAUCAAACAUGAAUAGAUGAAAUAUUUUUGUUCCACAGUCAUAAUGGGAAGUCAGAGGGAAGCCGGACCAACAAUGUGGCCCGUGAGAAAAAUGAAUUUGACACCCGUGUUCUACACCAACCAAUGACAUAAAUUGCGUGUUUAACAGGGUUUUAAAACAAAAUGUGACGCGCGCGCCACAAAACGUCAUCUUCCUCUUGGGCGAAAAGGACAGCAGCGACGCUUACGUCGCCGAGGUGGCCGCACGUGAUUGGCUACACGUGACGGUCGGCGGCCUCGGGC